CCGACUCAAAAAGGAAGAAGCAAGAACAUUACAUAUUCCUCUUUACUGGAUUAAACACAGUUUCGGUCACAAAGUUCAAGAUGAAGUUUUUCCUUCUACUGGCGAUGUUGACUGCGUGUGCUUCAGGUCUUCAAGAUCUGUCAGGAAAGAUGCUCACCUUCCCAGUGCAAACAAACUCUGCUCGAGUGAAGCUGAUACCAACAAAACAGACUUUCAGUCUUCUAACUAUCUGUCACAGAUCCUUUACUGACCUCAAAAGAGACCACUCCCUGUUCUCUUUGGCCACCCCUACUCAUGCCAAUGAUUACCUAAUUUACUGGGAUAACAACAAUAAAGAGUUUGAGCCCCAUAUUAAGAAUAAAAAGGCAGAGUUUCAAGGGUUCGACUACAAGCUGAAUAUGUGGCACUCCAUCUGCACCACAUGGGACUCUCAGUCUGGACUGGUGCAGCUGUGGCUUGAUGGACAGCCUUCCAUCAGGAAAUUUGUCAGUUCUGGAGUAAACAUCAGUGGAGAACUUAUGAUUAUUUUAGGACAGGAGCAAGAUGCCCAUGAUGGUGGGUAUGACAUAAAGCAGUCUUUUGUUGGCAUGAUGUCUGACGUCCACAUGUGGGACUACAUCCUCUCCCCCUGUGAGAUCCAGAAUUACAUGAAUGAACAGAGCUUCACUCCAGGGAAUGUGCUGAAUUGGAGCGCGCUGGAAUAUGAAAUCAUCGGCAAUGUGCUUGUGGAAUAUAAACAAAUCACAUGUCAUUAAGCUUUUAAAAACAAUGAUGUUAGUGAGAGGAGGUGAGAAGUCAUUACUUUAUUUUUUUUAUCUCCAUGAUAAAGAAUAAGUUAGCGAUGCCAAAAAAGAAAAUGUUAGAGCAUUAUUUCGUAGAGAAAUUGAUUUUUCAGCUCUAACAUCAUACAUGCAAUUCUGAUUUAAUUUCCAUUUACGUAUUAAUAGAGUAUUCAAUUCAAUUCAAUAAAUAUACCACACUACUUUUGUGAUU
This is a messenger RNA of Cololabis saira (Pacific saury), 993 nucleotides long. RefSeq names its product C-reactive protein-like. The record is from RefSeq and is a predicted model, not a curated record. The transcript is spliced from 5 exons. NCBI's taxonomy places the organism in Eukaryota, Metazoa, Chordata, Actinopteri, Beloniformes, Belonidae. The coding region runs from base 81 to 755 and encodes 224 amino acids.